Molecule: messenger RNA, 791 nt
Organism: Pseudomassariella vexata
Lineage: Eukaryota; Fungi; Ascomycota; Sordariomycetes; Amphisphaeriales; Pseudomassariaceae
Exons: 2
Coding region: 43-399 (118 amino acids)
Source: RefSeq, a predicted model, not a curated record
GUCGAGUUAGGCGAGGCCGGGUUCAUCUAUGGCGUCGAUGAAAUGGCGCAGCGGCGCAGAUCCACCCCCUCUCUAUCUGGCAUGGUUCUGGUCAGCGAGUGCGCCUAUGCCAAUGGCACCGUAUUUCAACUCUCCAAGCGCGUCUAUCAAGACUACGGCCUUGCCAAAGCCGCCCUAUUGUCAUCCCGAGAUAACGCCAAGUUUGACGAGUUCGCCAAGCGAGACGGCGUACCCGUCGCGACCAGGACGGUCUUCGAUGGUCUACCAGCUAAACGCGCCGUUUACAUAGAGCACCGUGGAGGACCCGACCGAUCCCGCCCUGUCGACUGCAAUCGCUUCCACUUUUACGACAAUUGUUGCCACCUCCCGCGCACCCCCGACCAGCGCACUGCCCAUUAGCAACUCUACCAGAGCAUCAUAAUGAUUAUAUGGGACCCCCUUAUGGCGAUUAGUUGUGGACUCUUUCUUCGAUAUUGAGGAUGCCGAAUUGUUAGUUAGGAGGGGAUGAUUGGGAUGGUGUCGGUCCUAUAUGUUUGGUAAUUGCGCGGGCAAGACAUACGAGAAUACGUGCAAAUAUUGAAGAGCAAGUGGAUCCAUCUGUUGAUAUAUACGGGUAGUAUUAGCUUUAACUUUCUUACAAUUGUAUGGUAGAAGGUUAGGGCGGAUAUCUCAGCUAGUUUCAUAAUGGGUCUAUUAGUACACCUGUCAUAGGGCUAGAGCCAUCGCGGGGUAGUGUAGCCAGGGGUUUGUCGCACGAGUUAGAGCUGCAGAUAGAAGGUUCUUCAAUACAU